Trichomonas vaginalis G3 is the source of this 1296-nucleotide messenger RNA. RefSeq names its product mannosyl-oligosaccharide 1,2-alpha-mannosidase protein. The coding region runs from base 1 to 1296 and encodes 431 amino acids. Lineage: Eukaryota; Parabasalia; Trichomonadida; Trichomonadidae. Gene Ontology annotation, molecular function: mannosyl-oligosaccharide 1,2-alpha-mannosidase activity; calcium ion binding. Gene Ontology annotation, cellular component: endoplasmic reticulum; membrane. The transcript has a single exon. The record is from RefSeq and is a predicted model, not a curated record. Gene Ontology annotation, biological process: carbohydrate metabolic process; N-glycan processing.
AUGACUUCAUUAAACUUCGAAGUUUCAGAAUUUCAAGGAUAUCUUUUCUCUACCAAGCUUAUAGAUUCAGAUCCACGUCAAAACUCAGCAAAACAGUUCUUUCCUUCAAAAUUUAUUAUAAAUUUUACGAAAAUUAGAAGCUAUCCAGCCAAAUUAGAGCAAAUUAAAGAUUUUUACAAGGAAUCAAGCCAUAAUAUUCUAAAUGAAUACAAUAAAACAGAUGAUUCUAAAAUGAGACGUAAAAUUGUACAUAUAUUAUCAUCACUUUGCGUUCUUGAUCUCAAAGAAGAGCUUCAACAAUUCAAAAACAUCAUCUUUUCACAAAAUUUUGUUCCUGACGGCCAUGUUAGUGUUGAUGAUUUCGUUCCAGACAUUGUAGGUAACUUGAUUUCUGCAUAUCAAUUAACAGACGACAAGUCAUUCUUAUUAAAAGCCAAAGAAUAUGCUGAUUUCAUCAUGCCAUUCACUACAGAAUGUCAUUUUUUCACAAUUAAUAAUGAUAAUGGAAAUCCUAAAGGAGAACCAUGCCAUCAUUCAAAGAUUAAACCAAAGUAUUCCGUUUUCCCAUGCGAAUUCAUUAAUUUGUCAAUUUUAUUAGAUGAUCCAAAGUAUAUGCAGCACACAAUGAGGAAAUUCAAGAAAGUAUUGAGGGAAUAUUCAAAAGAACUUGGAUGGAAGCAACAAUACGAUUAUUUGGAUAAAUUAGUUAAAGGAUAUCAUUUAAUAGGAGACAGUGGCCAGCAUUUCAUGAAUUUAUAUUUGAAAUACAUGAAUGAUGUGCGGCCAGCACGUAGUCCUGCUUCUUUUGUUGAUCAGUAUCGAAAUAAUUUUGUUGCCGGGACUAUAAUAAUGGGAACAGUUAAGAUAAAUGAAAAAAUGAUUGAAGAUCGAAAUUUGAGUAGAUAUAUUAUGAAACAAAUUGUUGAGAAUCUGGAUAAGCCAGGAUAUGGUGAUUCAGAAGCAUAUUUUAAUGCUCUCAUUUCUUUAUUUGCUUUGUAUAGAUUAGAACCAUCACAAGAAUAUAGAGAUCUUGCUUGGAAAUCUUUUGAAAAAAUUAAAUCAAUGACAGCUGAUGAAUUUACUCUCAAAGCUUUGAUGUUUAUAUAUUUGAUACACUCUGAUAGUGACUUCUUCAGUUUGGAUGAUUAUAUUUUCAAUGAACAUGGAGUUCCUUUCAAAAUAAUUAAAGAAAUCGACAUGAAAAAAUGGGGACCUUUCAUCGAAUAUAGAGGAUAUACUGCGGAUGAUUUAGAGAAAAGAUAUAGCGAUUUGGCUGACUUGUCUAAAUAUUUCUAA